GCGCGGCGGGAGACCCGGCUGAUUAGGCUGGUUGGCGGCGAGUGCUGACGGAGGAGACGUACUGCCUGGCCAGUCCGUGCCCUGCCCUGCCUUACCGUGCGCUGCCCUGCCUUGCCCUGCCCGGCGAACGCUGCAAGGGAGCCCGGCGCGCGGACCGGAGCCAUGGCGGCCGGUGGACAUGAGCCAUAUGUAGAAAUAAUUGAACAGCCCAGGCAAAGGGGCAUGCGUUUUCGUUAUAAAUGUGAAGGACGGUCAGCAGGGAGCAUUCCAGGAGAACACAGUACAGACAAUAAUCGAACAUACCCAUCUAUACAGAUAAUGAAUUGCUAUGGGAAAGGAAGAGGAAAAGUGAGAAUAACUCUGGUAACAAAGAAUGAGCCGUACAAACCACAUCCCCAUGAUCUAGUUGGAAAAGACUGUAGAGAUGGCUACUACGAAGCUGAGUUUGGUCAGGAACGCAGAGCUCUGAUUUUUCAGAAUUUGGGGAUUCGAUGUGUAAAGAAAAAAGAAGUUAAAGAAGCCAUUAUUUCACGAAUUUCAGCAGAAAUUAACCCUUUCAACGUUCCAGAACAACAGCUACUCAACAUUGAAGACUGUGAUCUCAACGUGGUGAGACUCUGUUUUCAAGUAUUCCUUCUUGAUGAACAUGGCAAUUUAAUAUCAGCUCUUCCUCCUGUUGUCUCCAACCCAAUUUAUGAUAAUCGUGCUCCUAACACUGCAGAAUUAAGAAUCUGUCGAGUAAACAAGAAUUGUGGAAGUGUCAGAGGAGGGGAUGAAAUAUUCCUACUCUGUGACAAAGUUCAGAAAGAUGAUAUAGAAGUUCGAUUUGUGUUGAAUGAUUGGGAAGCUAAAGGUAGCUUUUCACAAGCAGAUGUACAUCGUCAAGUAGCCAUUGUAUUCAGAACACCACCAUUUUACAAAGCUAUAACCGAACCAGUGACAGUAAAAAUGCAGCUCCGAAGACCUUCAGACCAGGAAGUUAGUGAAUCCAUGGACUUUCGAUAUCUGCCAGAUGAAAAAGAUCCAUAUGGUAAUAAAUCAAAGAAACAAAAAACAACUUUAGAUUUCCAGAAGCUGUUGCAAGGUUGUGUUAGUUUUCCAGAAAGACCAAAAGUUGGCCCUCCCCGAUUGACUGGAGAAGGGAGAAUCAUCAAAAAAGAAAUGCAAAGAACUCCAGGAACCAUGCAUCAAGUCCCACCUUACUUUUCUUCGCCACUGGUGUCAAGUCCAAAUACAAUGUCACAAACGGCUUCAACUUUAUCUUCAAUGAUAUCUUAUCCUUCUUCAAGCUGGCCAUCAAUGACUCCUCCUACAUCAAUAAACUCAAUUAAUACACAUUCACCAAAUGGUUUUUCAACAGGGACACUUCCCUCUGGUUCAGAGAGUGGCCGGUCCUACCUGGAAAUAGCUGUUUCGGGUAGUCUAGAUACUUCUGAUCCUUGCCUUUAUAACAAUGGUACCAAUGGAAUUGGAGCUCAGUCCCUUUCCCAGGCUGACCUCUUUAGUGUUAAUUCCAGCAUGUUGCAGAAUCGUCCUAUGAACAUUACAACAUCCAGCAGUGACAGCAUGAUGGACGCUGAUGUGCACUAUGGCAGCCUGAACCUUGAAAGCUCAUCGUAUAACUCGGGGUUAAAUCCAAGAGACUACAGGAGGCCAGUCCAUCCCAUGCCUGCCACCAGGGUGUCCACGGCAGGCUCCAGCGCCAGUCCUGCUCUCUUGGUUUCACAGUCAGAUGUAUUUGAUCCAGUAGAUUUCAGUUGUCUAGAGAACAGCACAGUAAAUGAAUCAAAAUCAUCAGGCCACCCUAAUUCAAAUAACCCAAGUUUUGUGCCUAACAGUCAGUGUUAUGUUAAUGAUAAUUUGCAAAGUGAAGAUCAUUUUAAUUCCUUUGAAGUCAAUUUAGACUUGUUUAAUACAGAACUUGUCUAAUUAGAAUGGAGUUUGUAUCCUUUGAAUAUAUAUUUGCAGUCAUGCACCUAAGAUGCACCAUUUUACAUUCAUCUGAUGCACUGGGGCCUUGCUAUAAGUCUGCUGUUGUGUGAAUUUGGUGUCUUUUGCGGAUCUUGUCCAGAGGAGGUUGCCGUGGAAGUGCCCAAAGUAUUCCUUACAACAGAGUUUCACCUACGGCAUUGGUUUUACUGAAGGAAUUACUUGAAGAGGGUGCUUAUAUCAAGGCUCCAGUACACAAGCAAAUAAACCUUCCAGAAUUUACUUUAGAAACAUUUUACUCUAAUGACGUUAUACACGCUUACAGGAUUGAUUUCAUAUUUGCUUUCAAGCAAAUUAUUUACAUAGAUACUGUAAUGACCAUGUCAUUGAAAAAAAAACUUUUUCAGCAUUAUUAUUAUAGGCAGCAGGUGACCGACCCCUAAGGGGUCUCCUGUGGCUGUUUGGCAUACUGUGUAGAAUUCCUGGCUGUUAAUAAAGCCUGGGCCUGAAAGAAAAUGGAUAGAACAUCGGGAUCACCUGGAGUAGGUAGCAGGUUCCCAAGAAAUUCCACUUGUUUCAUGCCCAGCUCUUCAUGGGAUAAAGCUGUUUCUUUGUAAUUAUUGAAUGUCUCUUUAACAUCUCUCUGCUCCUUCAAAGAAGCUAAAUUAGAUUUGCUAUUAGGAUAGAGGCAUUUAUUCAUAGCUUCUUUCACCUCUGGGAAUGAUUUGGAGAACUUCCCUAUCAUCUUAUUUUUCCCAGAUCAUUUUUCUCCCCAUUUUUAAUUUGAAUAAGUUGAUGACUUUUACGUAACUGAAAGUGAAAUUAUUUCAUCUCACCAAAAGUGAGUCUUAAAUCAGGUGAAGUUGACACUGACUGACCAGAAGAAUGUAAGCUCCUUGAGCACAGGGAAUGUUUUUGGCACCAUAUCCCCAGAGCUUAGCACAAUGUCUAGACGAUGAUAAUAACAGGUGUUUAAUAAAUGCUUGCCAAGCCAAAAUGAAUCAAAUCAGCUAUACCACAGAAUGGGACUCCAGUUUUUGUUUUCUUGUAAUAUGGAGGGUUUUGCUGCUGUAAUUGGGCAGAGUGCUUUUUCUAUUUGAAAUACGAAACUUUUACCCCAUUGUGAGUGACAUCCAUGGUAGGUAGAGAUGCACGCUAAAGUUUUAUAGUAUCCAAU
Phascolarctos cinereus (koala) is the source of this 3106-nucleotide messenger RNA. It is a transcript of the gene REL, whose product is annotated as REL proto-oncogene, NF-kB subunit. Gene Ontology annotation, biological process: innate immune response; inflammatory response; canonical NF-kappaB signal transduction. Gene Ontology annotation, molecular function: DNA-binding transcription factor activity, RNA polymerase II-specific; RNA polymerase II cis-regulatory region sequence-specific DNA binding. The record is from RefSeq and is a predicted model, not a curated record. Gene Ontology annotation, cellular component: nucleus; cytoplasm. NCBI's taxonomy places the organism in Eukaryota, Metazoa, Chordata, Mammalia, Diprotodontia, Phascolarctidae.